This is a messenger RNA of Nematostella vectensis (starlet sea anemone), 3693 nucleotides long. RefSeq names its product protein glass. The transcript has 8 exons. The record is from RefSeq and is a predicted model, not a curated record. Gene Ontology annotation, cellular component: nucleus. NCBI's taxonomy places the organism in Eukaryota, Metazoa, Cnidaria, Anthozoa, Actiniaria, Edwardsiidae. The coding region runs from base 241 to 2811 and encodes 856 amino acids. Gene Ontology annotation, molecular function: protein binding.
AGCCGAGAAAAAAAAAAAGGAAAAUAAUUUAAAGAGUAUGUAUUAAUACUCGAGUGAUUUGGCAAUGCGUAUAACAUACUGUGCCGUUUUCGUUCCAGAAUUGCCCUACCUUUUUACAGUGCUGAAUUCCACGAAACUUUAGAUGAGUCAAACUUUUAAAGUUUAGUGACAUACUAUGCCAAAGAAGCUUGGUCUGAAAACUGAUAAUAACUUACUAAAGAAAGCCCCGGCUUGGCGCUGAUGGAGCAGCCAGUUGAACAGGUGGCUGUCACAACCUUAGGCUCGACCAAGCACUUGGGCCACAAAGGGCCUGGAGACCCAAAAGAAUUCCACUUCACGCCUGAGUCCGUGUUAUCAUUCCUUUACGGGAAGAACACUGUUCAAGUUGUAGAUAUCGAGAAAGAGCGUUCAACGACCAUUGAGAAAGAUAAAGCUGACCGUUGGCUGACCUAUGCGAUCCAGUCCAUCCCGGCCGAGGUACAACUGUGUACGUCAUCUAUCCCUGGGGCCAAGUAUGGGAUAUCAGCAAAGCGGACAAUCCCAGAAGGCACCUGGAUAGGCCCUUAUGAGGGGAAAAGACGGAACCUGGAGGAACUCGCAGACUGCGAGGAUACGGAUUUUGCAUGGGAGAUCUACGCAGGAGGUUGCCCAUCCAUUUACAUCGAUGGCAGUGACGAGAACCUGUCCAGCUGGAUGCGCUUUAUAAGAUGCGCGCGCAAUUUCUCAGAGCAAAACCUGUACGCUUUCCAGUACCUCGAGAACAUUUUCUACCGCGCCUUCAAGGAGAUUCCUGAAGGAACAGAGAUGUUGGUUUGGUACGACAAUAAGUACCCUCAGUACCUGGGUAUCCCGACCGGUCUGGAGGAGAUUGAGUUUAUUACCCCCUCCGGUGAAGCUGUUCCCGGCAGCAUAAAAAACAGCAAAAACAAGAAUAUAAACAACAACAACGAUAACAACAACAACGAGAUCAAAACUUCCAUGUCGUGUCUUUCCAAGCUGAAUGGCGUCUCGCCGACACCGCACACGCAUGCGCAACGCAUGUACAACCAACAUCAGAUCGAGGCUACAGAGGCGAAUAAAAACCAGAUGGAGCACCACUAUCGACAUCGCAUCCAAUCCCGACACUACACAACACAGCACUCGCGUUUCUCGCAACCCUACCACGUGACAAGCCACGUGACAACCCAGCCCCCCAACUACCCUUCCUAUCAGCAGGUGCCACCCCAUCUGGUUACUAGGGGCAACGGUGAUUUCGUGGUACGCCCCCUAGUCGGCAGCGUCAAUCCUCCACAAGCCAUCGUGAAACCUGUUACUGUUAUGAGCAGCGUGACAGCACCAGGUGAUCUCAAAGAACCGUUUCGUGACGGAAGUGAUUUGAAACAGCGCCUUGGAGGAUUUACAGGGUCGCCUAACGGAAGUGUUUCUGUGAACAUCUCAGCUGGAAUACCUCCUCAAAAUAUGAUGGCAGGUGUUAUGAGUAGUGGGCAAGCACGUGGUACAUCUGAUGUGGCCAGAAACACUAAGUCACGUGAUUACGAUCCAGGCUCAUCACAGCCGCUACUGGUCACUUCCGUUCAGCUCGGUAAUGGACAUACUCGGGAGUCCUUCGUCGGGCCGCACCGGAGAGGGAGGGUCUAUGCGCGUGCGUCAGCUAGUCGGAGCGCGGUUGGACGUCACGUAGGUCUGCCUCCAUCUCCAUAUUCAACCCGCUCCAAAGAAGCAUUGACACGGAAACUGUCCGAUCCACAGCCGCAUCAGCCAUACAGCGUCGAGAACCUGCUCAUAAAACACUCAAGCGGCGUUAGCCCUGCACACCACCACACCCAGGGGGCACCCAACCGGCUGGGCCCGCAAGCACAGAUCACCGCAAGUCCAGUCCCCACUCACCCUUCCCCAAACUCUACUUUUACGUGCCAGCAAUCCGUCAUGGCAAGCGGUCAUACCACACCACACAAUGCGCCCGCCUCUAGCUCCACGUCCGCGCUUCCUUCGAGUCAUGCAACACAAAUGCAAAGCACCGCAGGACAUCACCUCGGUCACGCAACAUUUGGGUCUGGUCGUGCAACGGUCACGCAACUUUCAGCCGUUACCGUAGGGCAUCAGCUAGGUAACGCAACGUUAGGAUCUGGUCACACAACGGUCACGCAAUACUCAACGGUCACCACAGGUCCUCAGCUUGGGAACGCAACGUAUGGACCUGGUCACGCAACGGUCACGCAAUACGCAACGGUCACCACAGGUCCUCAGCUUGGGAACGCAACGUAUGGACCUGGUCACGCAACGGUCACGCAACAUUCACCGGUGGACCUUAACAGCCAAAUAGAAUCAUCUCAGAAGCCACGCCAUCCAUCCAGCUGCAGCAGUUCCGGGCAUGCGCACGAGGAUGACGAAGAUUCCAGAAGCGACUCUUUGAGCACCGAAAGUAAAGAGGAUAACCGGAACUUGAUGGAUGAGAUUAGCAUGUGGCGAUGCAAGCAGUGUCAGAAGACGUUCACUCAGCGCGUGCUACUGCAAGUGCACGUGUGCCCGCGACAGCCCAUCAAGCCGUACCAGUGUGGACAGUGCGAACUCUCCUUUGGCACCUCCCGCGAGCUCCGAAUCCACGUAGACACGCACGCCAGCGAGAAGCCAUUCAAGUGCGGCUUCUGCUCGCGCUCGUUUGCGGGCGCAACCACUUUGAAUAACCACAUUCGCACCCACAUGGGCAAGCGCCCGUUCUACUGUGAAAGGUGCGGGAAGAACUUUAGUCAGGCGGGGCAACUCGCACGACAUCACCGCACGCCUGGCGACUGCAACGAACUAUCACAGUGACGUCACAUUUAAGCAUAACUUCAUUGUCGCAUUCACAUGGCAUCUACACACGAUGGCACAAAUGCACAUGACGUCACACCCGCAUAUUACGUCACAUCCAAACAUAAAGUCUCAUCAGCACCUCUUUUUAUUACGCCACGUGCGCCCUUCAGCAGACAAAUAUCAGAAUCAUGUAAACACGAUGUCACAGGUGUACAUGACGAUCUAUACAUAACGUUACGCCUAAGCACAUUUAAGCAUAACGCCUAAGUCACAUUUAAGCAUAACGUCAUUGUCGCAUUCACAUGGCAUCUACACGCGAUGGCACAAAUGCACAUGACGUCACAUCCGCAUAUUACGUCACAUCCAAACAUAAAGUCUCAUCUGGACCUCUUUUUAUUACGCCACGUGCGCCCUUCAGCAGUCAAAUAUCAGAAUCAUGUAAGCACGAUGUCACAGGUGUACAUGACGAUCUAUACAUAACGUAACGCCUGUAUAUAUUAGAAUCUAUAUUAGAAUCUACAGUUUAAUGCCUUCAAUUAAUAGAUUUUAUUUGUUUAAGUAUAGUUUGUAGGCAAUGUCAGCAAAUGUCAGUAGCCAAAUAAAUUAAGUGCAGCAUGAGCCAACGAAUUUGUAUAAUUAUUUUGCGAAAGUUAGUGAAAUAUUUUAUCAUUUUCGCAAAGUUUUGCGAAAUUUAAUACGAAUAAGUGGCCGCUAUAAUAAAAAGAUAAGGCCCUUGCCAAACGUAACCAGCCCCCAUUUGCAUUUGAUUGUUGCUCGGGGGGUAUGAUACAAAAAAAUUGGGAAUAUCGGGUAUUUUUUGGUCUUUGCUGCUUCAGGACUAUAAGUUAUUGCAGAAUAAAUAGGGAUAACUUUUUGUCCAAAUACAUUUUAUUUCCUGUA